CUACUGGAGGUUCAGUACGAUUUCGCCAGGCAAUCGCAGAGGGUCUCCACGCCACGAAGACAACAAUCCAACUAUCGCGACCAUUAUCGAAUCCUUGACGAGUAACCAAGACAAAAUGGCUCAGAGUAAACUCAUUUGCGCUGCUCUUCUUGUGGUCUUUGGCAUUUUCGGCACCCAGGCACAGCAACCGUGCCAAACGGUCACCGGUAUGGCAAAUCUGAACGCCACACAACUGACCGGCUUGUGGUAUGAAACUGUACAAGCUCCCGCCGCCAACGUUGGCUGUGUCCAGUUAAAUGUGGCUCUGGCCAACAACAACACCCAGCUGGUCGUCACCAAAUGGACUUCCUCGUCCGCAACCUCCAACUACAUGAACCAGUUCACGAAUGCCACUGUCAAUGUCACUGAUGUGAAUGCCAACACCGGUUUUAAUUUCACCUACACCAAGUCUCCCGCCAAGCCUAACAACGCCACCUACAAGAUCCUAGACACUGACUACAAAACAUAUGUGACCUUCUGUAGCUACACCUCGGCCAACGAUCUGACGACCUCGGUAGGCGGCAUCCUGACCAGCACCGUAAGACCCAACAGCACUUGGGUGGCCCAGUUGGUCAACAACACUGCCCCCUACCUCGUGAAUUUCAACGUCAGCACUGUGGCCAAUGUCACCCAGAACAACUGUUACGCCAGUUCCGCGUCGACCACCUUGCCCCUUUUGAGCUCAGUGUUUGCCGCUUUCUAUUUGCUGAUUAGAGUCUUUAACUGAGUACAUCUUUGUCUAAAGUAGUCGCACUGACGUUUAAAACUUACUUUUAUUUAAUUUAUUGAUUUGUUAAAUGAAUUGUUGCCUAAUAAAAUAAAAUAAACGAUAUAUAAUAAGGUCCCCCCCCAA
Messenger RNA from Musca domestica (house fly), 892 nucleotides. RefSeq lists its product as uncharacterized. The record is from RefSeq and is a predicted model, not a curated record. Lineage: Eukaryota; Metazoa; Arthropoda; Insecta; Diptera; Muscidae. The coding region runs from base 116 to 766 and encodes 216 amino acids. The transcript has 3 exons.